Molecule: messenger RNA, 701 nt
Organism: Agrilus planipennis (emerald ash borer)
Lineage: Eukaryota; Metazoa; Arthropoda; Insecta; Coleoptera; Buprestidae
Product: ATP-dependent RNA helicase DDX54-like
Exons: 3
Coding region: 39-701 (220 amino acids)
Molecular function (GO): nucleic acid binding; RNA helicase activity; ATP binding
Source: RefSeq, a predicted model, not a curated record
UUGGAAUAUUAGAGGUUAUGUAGGGUUAUGUAGGUUAUAUGUAUAGCUGUCUACAAGAUAGUGAAAAAUUCAUAAAUACCUCUGAAAUGGACAGUGUUUUACCAGGCUUCGAAAAUUUGGAUACGUUUAAAGUUUCCGAAGACCUACAAAAUGAUACGGUUAAAAAAAAAUCUAAGAAAGGUGGAGGAUUUCAAACAAUGGGUUUAAGUUUUAACGUUUUAAAAGGAAUAACAAAACGUGGUUAUAAAGUACCAACACCAAUUCAACGAAAAUCUAUACCGCUCGUAAUGGAAGGACGCGAUGUUGUUGCUAUGGCUCGAACUGGAAGUGGUAAAACAGCAUGUUUCUUAAUUCCUCUCUUUGAAAAACUUAAAAUGCGAAUUGCUAAAGCAGGUGCCAGAGCACUUAUACUUUCACCUACAAGGGAGCUAGUUUUACAAACGUUUAAAUUUAUUAAAGAACUGGGAAAAUUUACUGGAUUAAAAGCAGCAGUUGUCCUAGGAGGAGAUUCAAUGGAAGAACAAUUUUCGUCUAUUCAUGGUAAUCCAGAUGUUAUAGUAGCUACUCCAGGCAGAUUUUUACAUGUCUGCAUAGAGAUGGAUCUAAAAUUAAAAAGUAUUGAAUAUGUUGUAUUUGAUGAAGCAGACAGACUAUUUGAAAUGGGAUUUGGAGAACAGCUUACUGAGAUUGUUAACAGGUAA